Striga asiatica is the source of this 1989-nucleotide messenger RNA. NCBI's taxonomy places the organism in Eukaryota, Viridiplantae, Streptophyta, Magnoliopsida, Lamiales, Orobanchaceae. The record is from the annotation of a GenBank genome assembly.
AUGAUCAUCAUACCUUCACCUGCACGCAGCCAAGAUUGUGACCCAACAUCUUCAUCACACUUCUUUUCAUGUGAUCAACAUCUUAAUCAACAGAAUUAUUGCAAAACAUACGCUAUACUUGAAGCCAACAAUACAUAUCUUAACAUCCCACCUUCUGAACUUGCCGAAGCUAAUAACAACAUUUCGCCCGAUCACAAGUUUUUCACAGACAACAGGCCGAUUUUGAUCCCACUCGACUGUAAAUGCAACGAAAAAGCUCGAGUUUUUGAAGCAGAAAUCAAGAAGGCCACCGUUAAAGGCGAGAGCUUUUUCGAGAUUGCAGAGUCGUUGAAGGGCCUAACAACUUGCGAUGCCAUUAAGGAGAGAAACCCGGGUUUUUCGCCUUCUGAUGUUGCUGAAAAAUCGAAUAAUCUCUUAGUAAUCCCAUUGAAAUGUGCAUGCCCGAAUUAUUCUUCAGCUGAAUCACAAGAUUCCAGUCUUAUGCUGCUAUCUUACCCUGUGAAAGAAGGUGAUACACUCUUCCAAUUGUCUUCCACAUUCAACCUCACCCAAGAAAUCAUUAUUUCGACUCACACCAAAUACUCGAAAUCAGUUCACAAACCAGAAAACGGCAUUCUAUCACCAUUUUCGACCCUUUUGCUCCCACUGGAAUUGGAAAACAAGACCUUACCAAAUCCCCAAAUCAUCCCCACGCAAAACGUUCGCGACAAAAAUUCAAACAAGCGAGAAAGGCAGAAGAUGAGGGAAAUCGGGAUCUACAUAGCAAUCGCUUUGGCUGCACUCCUGGCUUGCGCCGCCAUUUUCGCCGCCGUCUUCUUCCUCCACAUCCGGAAGCGAAAAUCCGAGGAGCCCACGAUUAAGAACUCCGACCCGGAGCUCCGUCGACUGGGGCUGAGUGUGAGAACAACGAGCGACAAGAAAAUCUCGUUCGAGAGCUCCCAGUACAAUUUCGACGACACGACCACCACCCCUCACAAAACGGCGCCGUUCGAGACCUACGCCCUCGAGGAUCUCCACAGGGCCACCGAGGGUUUCAGCCCGAGCAACCUCAUCGGAGGCUCCGUCUUCCACGGCCGCCUCAAGGGCAAAAAUUUAGCGAUAAAACGGGUCGGGCCCGAUUUCAUCAAUGAGAUCGAGCGCCACGUGCUCGACGAAAGGCCCCACCAGCAUCCCCCGAACACGAUCCGGCUUCUCGGCACGUGCUCCGUCGCCGGCGGCCGGGACUCGUUCGUUGUCCUCGAAUACGCAGAGAACGGGUCCGUCAAGGACUGGAUUCACGGAGGGCUUGCAAUCAAGAGCCAUUUCAUCGAGUCCUGCAGCUGCUUUCUGAGUUGGAAUCAACGGCUGAGAAUCUGUCUCGACGUGGCGACGGCUUUGCAGUAUAUGCACCACGUGAUGAACCCUAGCUAUGUCCAUGGGAGCAUAAGGAGCCGCAACAUAUUUCUUGAUGGCGAAUUUGGGGCGAAAGUGGGUAAUCCAGGCAUGUCCAGGUGCAAUGAAUCUAAAGCAGAAGCAGAGGAUGAAGAAGCCUUAUCCCAAGAAAAAAUAUGGAAAAAAGGGUACUUGGCUCCCGAGUGUUUAUCGAAAGGCACGAUUUCGCCAGGUGUCGAUGUUUUCGCUUAUGGAGUGGUUUUGUUGGAGGUUUUGUCCGGGAAGCCUCCGGUGAGACGGGAUGGCGAGGGCAAAGACGGAAUUUUGAUAAAAUUGUCGGAUGAGAUUAAGCACGUGUUGGGAUCAGAUGGUGGGAAGGAUGAGUUGAGGGGGUGGGUUGAUGGUGCUUUGGGGGAGAAUUACUCGUUUGAUGCGGCUUUUAUGUUGGCUGGCCUCGCAAAAUCGUGCGUGGAGGAUGAUAUUGCUCUAAGGCCUAACGCUGGUGAGAUUGUCGAGAAAUUGUUGAGAUUGGUCGAGGAUUUGCCUGAGGGGAACGGGUUUGGCGCGUGCGAUAGUUCGUUUAGUCCGCUUGUUAAGACGGGUGGUAGACAGAUUUGA